AGCGUUUUGUUUCUUCCUGCACGUUGUGAACGAMGAGGCUCCCAAACAGAGCUCAUAUUUUCCUGGGUUUAAACGUCUGAUUCAGCAAUAUGUCAAAGUUGAUGAGAGCAAUACUUGUUUCUGAGUUUGGUGGACCAGAAGUUCUGAAGCUUGUCAAGGAUAUUCCUGUAUCGAAACCUAGUAAGGGACAGGUUUUGAUCAAAUUGGCUGCAGCAGGAGUCAAUCCAGUUGAUACUUAUAUCAGAUCAGGUACAUAUGCAAGAAAGCCAACAUUACCAUAUACCCCUGGUGCAGAUGGUGCUGGCGUGAUUGAAGAAGUAGGAGAAGGUGUGACACAACACAAGGUUGGUGACCGGGUCUAUACCUUCCAAGCCAUGUCAGGAACAUAUGCAGAGUACACCCUUUGUAAUGCGAAUAGUGUUUACAAAUUGAGUGACAAGUUGUCAUUUGAACAAGGAGCCGCCUUUGGUGUACCAUAUUAUACAGCUUACAGAGCAUUACACCACAAGUUGAAUGUACGCCCUGGAGAAACUCUGCUUGUCCAUGGAGCAAGCGGAGGGGUUGGAACUGCUACCUUGCAAUUUGCAAAGAAUCAUGGGAUGAUUGUCUUUGGAACAGCAGGAACGAAAGAAGGAGAAAAAAUAGUUCUCAAUGCUGGUGCUCACCAUGUGUUUAACCAUUUUAGUCCAGGCUACCUGGACAAAAUAAAGGAAACUACAGGUGGAACAGGGGUUGACGUCAUUGUAGAAAUGCUUGCCAAUGUAAACCUUCACAAUGACUUACAGCUCUUAGCUUAUGGUGGCAGAAUUGCAGUUGUUGGUAACAGGGGGAAUAUUGAAAUUUGUCCCAGAGAUCUAAUGGCUAAAGAAUCUUGUGUCAUGGGUGUCAAGCUAUUUGGAGCCACAGAGAAAGAUCUCAAAGAGACUUCGCUAGUUAUCGACGCCGGAAUGGAGUUGGGGUGGAUCAACCCYAUCGUAGGCCGUGAAAUCCCUCUAGACGAAGCGACCAGAGCACAUGAAGAGAUACUUUCCAAAGACGCUCUUGGAAAAAUGGUUCUUAAAAUAUAAAAUCUGCAUGAAUUUCGAUAGAUGAGUUUCCAUGCAAAAAGAAAUGGUGUGGUAACGUCAUUCACUUACAGAUCUUCAAAAGAUCUAUAAAACUGCAUCUUUGCAAAAUGGAGUCAUAAUGUAGAAAUUGCGUAUAGAUCUCGAUUUCGGACUUUUAGAGACAGAUGUUGAUCAUGCGGAUCGUGAAGAAUGUAUCUAAUGCCUCAUGUAGACACUAGGCUUAGAGAAUGAAUCUUAAAAGGAUAAAAGAUAAGACACUCAUGACUUUGUAAUUAUUCAAAAUAUGAGUUUAAGUGUUCAUUAGUGUGUCAAAACACUGAAAAUCUGAUUGAAAAAAACGAGGCGUAGUCGAAGUAGCUAUGCUGUGACUCUAUAACGGUACUAUACUUUCCCACGUUUUCGCACAUUCURUUUACUUUGAAGGUUUGAGGACUUUGAUCCGGUAUAUAAACAGCACUUUCGCAAAAAAGAAUAACAUUAUGUAAUAACAAAUGUUUGUUUUAUGCAAAACUAUACCUUAAACUUGAAAGUUUUCAUUGUGAAUCUAAUAAUAUAUACUUUUCUAAUUAUUCUUGAAAGCUGUGAACAAUUUCUUGUAACAUCUAUGCCCAUACUUUUGCUUAUAAAAAAGACGGCAAAACGUU
Messenger RNA from Exaiptasia diaphana, 1711 nucleotides. RefSeq names its product quinone oxidoreductase. Gene Ontology annotation, molecular function: NADPH binding; mRNA 3'-UTR binding; quinone reductase (NADPH) activity. The transcript has 9 exons. Bases 90 to 1067 code for a protein of 325 amino acids. Gene Ontology annotation, cellular component: cytosol. NCBI's taxonomy places the organism in Eukaryota, Metazoa, Cnidaria, Anthozoa, Actiniaria, Aiptasiidae. The record is from RefSeq and is a predicted model, not a curated record.